AUGAGGCUCAUUGAUGUUUCCCACAAUGGUAAUAACAUUGCUGAGCAUGUGCUUGCUGUGUUGGAAGAAUUUGGUUUAACUGAAAAAGUAGUAUUUGUUACUUUGGACAAUGCAUCUGCUAAUACUAGUGCUAUGAACAUUUUAUCUCCUCAAAUUUCUGGUUAUGUGGGUACUCUAUUCUUGCAUCAGAGAUGUGCUUGCCACAUAAUUAAUCUUAUUGUGAAGUCUGGCUUGAAGAGGAUAUCUGCUUACCUGGAAUCAUUUAGAUCAGCAAUUUCUUUCUCGAAUUCUUCUAACCAGUGCAUUGCAGCAUACAAAACCUAUUGCAUUGCUGUAAAUGAGCUUCCAAAAAAGUUUGAUUUAGAUAUGGAUGUGAGGUGGAACUCUACCUAUAUCAUGCUUAAGCAUGUAAUCCCUCAUAAGCAGAGCUUCAGUGUGUUUAUCCAGACACACUACCCAAGGGAACUAGGUGAGCCUAUGCUACUGACAGAGUCCCACUGGUAUAUUGCUGAACACAUCUUGACAUUUCUUGAGCUUUUCUAUGAUUCAACUUGUGCACUGUCUGUUGUAUAUGAUCCUACAUCUCCAUUAAUAUUGCAUAACAUAAUUGAGAUUGCUGCACACCUAAACAAAUAUGAAAAUGAUGCAAUUCUUAGAUCAGUGGUUGUUCCUAUGAAAGAUAAAUUUCUUAAGUAUUGGAGGGACAUACCUAUACUUUACUCAAUUGCAUUCAUCAUGGAUCCUAGAGCUAAGGUAAGGGGUUUCAGCAAAGCUCUAGUUGUACUAUCUAACCUCACCGGUACUGAUUACUCUUCUUAUUUAACUGAGGUAAGAGCUCAACUUUCUAGCAUGUUUAACAAAUAUGAUGAGAAGUUUGGUGCAGUGAGAAUGCAAAGACCUUCACAACCAGUGAGUUCUGGUAAGAAAAAAACUGCCUGGGGUAAGAUUUUUGGUGAUGAUGGUGCUGGUUCUAUUAGUGCUGGUUCAUCCAGUUUUGAAUCUGCAUUCAGUCUUACUGGCAGGAUCAUCGAGGAGCGUCGCCGUCGAUUGGCUCCAGAAACGGUGGAGAUGCUUUCCUACAUCAAGGACUGGGAGGCUGGUGAUGCAAGAGCACAACAUUCUAUGGAGGACAAGGAACUUGAAGCCGCUUUUGAUGAGAUGUAUCUUGAUGGUCAGAAUGUGUAA
Panicum virgatum (switchgrass) is the source of this 1185-nucleotide messenger RNA. RefSeq names its product zinc finger BED domain-containing protein RICESLEEPER 1-like. Bases 1 to 1185 code for a protein of 394 amino acids. The record is from RefSeq and is a predicted model, not a curated record. The transcript has 2 exons. Gene Ontology annotation, molecular function: DNA binding; protein dimerization activity. NCBI's taxonomy places the organism in Eukaryota, Viridiplantae, Streptophyta, Magnoliopsida, Poales, Poaceae.